Ficedula albicollis (Collared flycatcher) is the source of this 2597-nucleotide messenger RNA. RefSeq names its product mucolipin 2 (gene MCOLN2). Gene Ontology annotation, molecular function: NAADP-sensitive calcium-release channel activity. NCBI's taxonomy places the organism in Eukaryota, Metazoa, Chordata, Aves, Passeriformes, Muscicapidae. The record is from RefSeq and is a predicted model, not a curated record. Gene Ontology annotation, cellular component: plasma membrane; lysosomal membrane. Bases 251 to 1894 code for a protein of 547 amino acids. The transcript has 14 exons.
UGUUUUUAAAGGUUUGUCACUUCUGAUAUACUUUUACUGGAAGCUUAGGGAGGAUUUUGCUGAAGUCUUGGAGUGAUUCUUAUGUCAUACCUUCAUGCUUUAAAAUUUGACCAAAUUUAGCUUAACCCUGUUCUGUUUCCUCUUUCUUUCCCACCUCCUCCUAUCACUUUCACUCUGGGUUAGCUCGUGUUCACUGUGUACCCACACAAAUGCUUCUGCCUGUUGGAGAGCAGCUGGUACAGGAGCAGUGAUGUCUUUGGGUGUCAGUACAGGACUGAAAAAUAUGAUGACUCAGUCAGAUUUAGAUCUAAGAGAGACGGCUUUGAAAGAGGAUUUGAAGUUUUACUUCAUGAACCCGUGUGAAAAGUACAGAGCAAGACGUCAGAUACCAUGGAAAUUGGCUUUGCAGAUUUUGAAGAUACUUAUGGUUACAACACAGCUUGUUUUUUUUGGUUUGAGUAACCAGCUGGUGGUCUCCUUCAAAGAGGAAAACAUUGUUGCUUUUAAACACAUAUUCCUGAAAGGCUAUUCUGGAACUGAUGAAGAUGACUACAGCUGCAGUAUAUAUACACAACAAGAUGCUUAUGAUAGCAUUUUUUACGUUAUUAAUCAGUAUAGACACUUGAAGAAUACAUCCCUGGGGACACUUGGUUAUGAACAUGAAGAAUCAGGUUUAAAAAUCUGUAAACAACAGUACAAGAGAGGCACAAUGCUUCCUUCCAAUGAUACGUUGAACAUAGAUGUUUCUACUGAAACAGAAUGUAUCCUUUUAAAGCCAAAGGAACUAAUUGGUAAGAAGGCAGAACUGGAGCUGAACUCUUCUUUUUUCAAUCUGGAAUUUUACAGGCUUAUACAGGUUGAAAUCUCCUUCAAGCUGCAAGGCAUUGCUCUACAGACAAUCCAUGCCCGUGAAUUGCCUGACUGCUAUGCAUUUCAGAAUACUAUAACUUUCAAUAAUAGAGCCCACAGUGGAAAAAUCAAGAUCUAUUUUGAUAGUGACACUGAUAUUCAGGAAUGCAAAGACUGGCACGUAUUUAACUCAGUUCUCCAGAAAAACACUCAGUAUAUUCUAGUCUUUGAUGGAUUUGUCAUAUUGAGCUGCUUGGCUUCUCUCAUCCUCUGCACACGAUCCAUCAUUCUUGCCUGGAGGCUACAAAAGAGAUUUGUGAAUUUCUUCUUGGAGAAAUACAAGCGCUGUGUCUGUUACUCUGAUCGCCUGGAGUUCCUAAAUGGGUGGUAUGUCCUGGUAAUUAUCAGCGAUGUGAUGACAAUCAUUGGGUCAAUCCUAAAAAUGGAAAUAAAAGCCAAGAACCUCUCAAGUUAUGAUGUCUGCAGCAUUUUACUUGGAACAUCAACUUUGUUUGUCUGGGUUGGAGUCAUCAGAUACCUGGGAUACUUUCAAACCUACAAUGUGCUCAUUUUAACUAUGCAGGCAUCGUUGCCAAAAGUGCUAAGGUUCUGUUGCUGUGCUGGGAUGAUCUAUCUUGGCUAUACUUUCUGUGGCUGGAUUGUCCUGGGACCUUAUCAUGAAAAGUUUGAAGAUCUGAACACAGUGGCUGAAUGUCUCUUUUCCUUGGUCAAUGGUGAUGAUAUGUUUGCAACAUUUGCUCAAAUCCAACAGAAGAGUUCACUGGUGUGGAUGUUCAGCCGAUUAUAUCUGUACUCCUUCAUUAGUCUGUUUAUAUACAUGAUCCUCAGCCUUUUUAUUGCACUCAUUACUGACUCCUAUGACACCAUAAAGAAAUACCAACAAAGUGGUUUUCCAGUAACAGAUUUACAUGAAUUUCUAAAAGACCAUAGCAGUGCUGGCUACAGAAAAGAGAGAACUUCUUUUCCAUUCAUCUGCUGCUGCAGGAGACAACAGAGUGAUGACAACUUGAUACUUAUUAAUUGAUGGCUGCACAUUGAAAUCCACCACUGACAUAUGCAAAAAAAGCAUAGUGGCAUGGAGAAGGAUAAUUCUCCAAAUUGCAGUGGAACCUGCCAUCUGAAUCUGCCUCAUGAACAGACUGACUUGGCUAAUUAAACUUCUGGGGAAGAAAACAAUGUGGCAGCAGCUGGUUGACCAACAGGAGACCCAGAAGCUGUGUCUGGAGGACAGCUGUGAAGAAUUCUGUAUUCUUGCCUCAAAUUCUGUCAUGUUAGAGAAGACUGAUCCUUGAGCAUUGUCUGUGUAAGCUCUGUUUGCUAAUGAUCUUGAGGAGGAAGGAAAAUGGCCUUGAAUCAGCUGUUGUUGUUAAUAAUAAAAAGAAUGAUAUGAAAAUAAUUUUUAAAAAAUAAUCUUGUGAUUAAAAGUAUUAAAUAAAAAGAAGCCAAGAAGGGAGGAGUUUUUCAUUUAACUUGAUGCAUUCAGCCUGUCAUUUCUACUUAGCACAUUUAAUUUACUUGAAUUAAAUUUAUUUAAAACUAAAAAGCUGCACAAGUGGAAAGUAAUUGCUGUUUUCCCUCUUGUAUAUCAUUUUAACACAAACCACUUGUAGGUCAGUCUUUUCUUUAACAGCUUUACUAAAAAGCAGUUUGUUAUCCUUUUAUCUUUUUUUGGCUGUCUUUUCUAUUAUACCCACAAUAUUGAUUUGUACUGUGUCCAGAUUAAACUU